AUGGAGGAGAUUGUGUGUUUAUCGGAAGAUGAUAUCAAAUCAGGAUUAGAGGAUUGUUCAAGGAGUUUAGUUGGAAGGUUGAUGGCGGAUAGAAGCUUCAGUAUGGGCAUGAUAGAGGCAGCAUUUUUUGCAAUUUGGAAUCAACCAGAGGGAUUCUGCUUGAAAUACCAUUGUGAAAAUAUUUAUCAAUUCUUCUUCGCUAAAGAGGCUGAUGUGAUAAGGGUGGAAAGGGGUUCCCCAUGGCUCUUUAAGCAAUAUGUAAUUCAUGUGAGGCGAUGGAAUGCAGAGAUGAAUAUUGAAGAGGCGGAUUACUCAUUAAUACCUACCUGGAUCCAAUUAUGGGGUAUGCCAGACCAUUGCAAAACGAAGGAGGCUGCCCACAAAAUUGGAGAAAGAUUGGGUGAGGUGCUGGAAGUAGAGACUUACCUGAUGAGAAGUAAGGAGGAUUGGAUCAUGAAGGUGAGGAUUAAUUUGAAUGUUACUCACACGCUGAAGCAGAUUAUUAGAAUGGCUAGUCCAGAUAAGAAAAUUUUUGAAGUCCAGUUGAAAUAUGAACGCUUAGGGAUAUAUUAUAGUUUUUGUGGAUUUAUUGGCCAUGAUUCCAGAAAUUGCAGUAAACUCUUGGAAAAUUCUGUUGAUUUGAAUCAAAAGGAGGAAAGGUGGAGUACUCAACUAAGGGCAGAGUUCACAGGGUGGAAGCUGGAGGAUAAUAAAGAGAAUGUGAUCCAAACAUAA
Molecule: messenger RNA, 735 nt
Organism: Arachis stenosperma
Lineage: Eukaryota; Viridiplantae; Streptophyta; Magnoliopsida; Fabales; Fabaceae
Exons: 1
Coding region: 1-735 (244 amino acids)
Source: RefSeq, a predicted model, not a curated record